Molecule: messenger RNA, 4746 nt
Organism: Dromiciops gliroides (monito del monte)
Lineage: Eukaryota; Metazoa; Chordata; Mammalia; Microbiotheria; Microbiotheriidae
Gene: OPALIN
Product: oligodendrocytic myelin paranodal and inner loop protein
Exons: 6
Coding region: 558-1016 (152 amino acids)
Cellular component (GO): plasma membrane; cell-cell contact zone
Source: RefSeq, a predicted model, not a curated record
CAGUGAGGCUGCUGCCGCUCGCCGUAGCUUCCUCCAAGUUUGGAUUGAGUUGACUUUGGCCUCAGAGGUGAGGAGGAGAAAGGGAGAAUGAAAAAUAAGGGGAACAAACAACUGCCCAAGAAGCAGGCAAGCAUCCAACAUGGUGCAAAUAAAGGGUGACAAAGAGCAGUUUUCCUUUUCUGAGGGACAUGUGGUCUCAGAUGCCUCCCUAGACUCAGACCAGGCAGCAGCAGCUGAGACAAUUGCCUUCUGACCAUACGUGUCUGAUGCCCUGGAAGCAGAGACUGAGCUCAGCUUUCUCUUGCUCCCUCCCUUCACAAAUGGCACAGAAGGUACAACAGUCCUGCAGAUAGAUAUGAAGAUUCAGUAGGAGGGCACCUCUUUUUGAUCUGGAUUCAUUUGAUGAAUUCUGGGGCCAGGGGGAAGUCUGUGCUGAAAGGACUCUGAUACCUACUAACUGACCAUUUGCAAAUGAAUUGAACUCUUUAUCAAGUCCCAAAUGAAUUGCUGAUCUGCAUUGGUAGAGGAAGUUUCCACACUUGGAGUUCCACACACUUAUGAAAUCCCAGAUGCAAACGGCAGAAAUGGAUUUGAUCCAAAAUCUCACACUGCCACCUAACACAACUUCCUUCCCUGGUGCUACUGAUGUGAUCACAGAAGGUUGUAUCAUAAUUCUGGGGUUGGCAGCAGGCAUCCCAACCUUGGUGGCCAUCGUCCUUCUUGUAGCUUUAAUUGUGGUCUGUACUCGGGAAAGAAGAAAGGAUGGGCAUACCCAGGAGAACCAAAGACCAAAUGAUUUUUCAGACGUCUAUGACAGUUCUGAGGUAUCAUUGGAGAAUCUCAGCAGCCCUGACAUGGAUGUAAAGGAAACAAUAGAGAUGGAAGAGACUCAUGUGUAUGUGAAGACCAUAAUGGGGACAGAAGAGCUAUCAUAUGAUGCUUACUUUCCUAGAACUGAAAUGGAAAAAAAGCCGAGUUUGCCAAGGUGGCUUUUACCAAAACGGGACAGGAAAUGAAAUACCCUUGGUCACUGAUUUCAGACUUACUCCAAAAAAACUAGACCAGAGAAAGAAACAUUUGGGUUUACACUGGGAGCCAAUUAGAAUGCCUAGGUGAUACCUAGCCAAACACAAAUUUUCUUCACUGAUCUGAAAAAAAAAUUUUUAUUGGCAUUUGAGUUUAUUUAUUCUAUUAGUAUUUAGGUUCUGCCUGAGUAGUGAUGCACUUGGUGAUGAGGUGCCAUUCCUCCAAGUCUAUUGUUUAGAAGAAUGAUGGUUCUAGGACCUUAAGCACUUGAAUUCCAUCUCUAUCACUCCCAUUGGUUUUUCUGGGCGACUUUGAGCAAUUUUUAAUCUUCCCAUGUCUGACCUUGCCCACUUUGCCUACCUUUAAUCAUGGGACAAAGAAGUCAAAAGAUCAGGUUUUGACUUGUGUUUUAAGAAAUAACAAUUUUCAUGAGGAGCCAUGUGAGGCUGGAGAAGUAAUAGAUGAGGCAAAGUCAUUACUAACUUGAGUAAACAGUUACAUUCACCUCAGGGCAGCUCACAAGAUAGCUACUGAAUACAACUUCUACUUAGCUUUCCCCUGUCUGGUAGAUGUGAAAGCCAUCAGAAAUUGUAGAAAAAAGCAAUAGGGUUACCUACCAACACAAGCUAGAAAAUGUAUGUGCAAUAUCUACUAUCCACAGCCUAAAGUUCUACAAGUUUGUUUCUGAAUGUGUUUCAAAGGACUUGUGAUGCAUCAGUGAACUUCAAAUAAUCUUUAAUUGUCCCUUUUCCCCUUAUUGGCCAACUACCUCUCUUAAUAGCCACCUCCCACCUCUGUACCUUCACAGACUGUCUUUCAUGGUUGGAAUAUUCCCCCUCCUCCCCUCUGCCUCUUAGAAUCUUUAGGUUCCUUCAAAGCUCAGCUCAUACACCAUACUGUACAUAAGGCUUCCCUGGUUAUCCCAGCUGCUAGAGCCCUCUCCCCACAGAUUAUCCUGUAUUUACUUUGUAUGUAUUUUCUCUUAACUUAUCUCUUGUUUCCCACAACUAGAAUACUAUGGGGAAACUCUUUGAAGGUAGAAUCUGGUUGUUGCUGUGGCAGGUUUAAAAAUUUUUUUUGGUUUUGUACCCCUAGCUCCUAAUAUAAUGCCCCAUUUAAUAAAAGCUCACUGAAUGAAUGAAUGGAAGGGUGCUUCUGCAAAUGUCCAAUCCAGGGUUAAGAGCUUUGUGGUUGUUAACAAAGAGCCUUUGUUAAUUUAUAAACUUCCUCUACCCCUCCUUUGAUGACCUUCAGAGCAGAGUGUAGGAUUCAUCUUUUUAAAAUUGGAUUUCCCUAACCAAGGGAUAUCUUGUGGGAAAUCAGAAGAAGUGAUUUCAAUAGUAUUUUGCUUUGAAACACAUUCAGUAUUAUUGAUUGCUUUGAUCAUUUUGUAAAUACUUUAAAAUGUUCUUAACUUUUUGGCCCCUAUGUAUUUUGUGUGUGUGUGUGUGUGUGUGUGUGUGUGUGUGUGUGUGUGUGUGUGUGUGUGUGUGUGUGUAUAUAGACAGUGUGGUAUAGUGGACAGAGUGCUGGUCUUGAAAGCAGAAAGACCUAGAUUCAGGUCUCACUUCUCACGUAUGGGCUAUGUGACCUUGGGCAAGUCACUUAAACUCUCAUUGCUCUAGGAUACUUUCUAAGCAUAUAAGUUACAGAGAAGGUGCUGACCUGAAUGAGAAAGGAAGUGUCCUCAUCUGGGAGUUCCUACCAUCAAGGAAAUCGCAGGUACAUCCCAUAUCCCUAUUCAGUCCCUAUUUGUUCCCUUAGGCAAUUGUUGUCACAGACAAUAACCUGCUUUCAGAGAUGCCAUUAAAAUAAUCAUAUAAACUUUCCCAAAGGGCUGUGGGGUAAGGGUGGGAGUUGCAGGCUAACCAUCAGCUCUUCUUCAUCAAUUCAGUGUUUGAAGUGACUUGAACCAGAAGAGCUACUUAUCAGAAAAGGCAGGAAGAGACUAAAUUAGGAGAUUGUGCUUGGAUAGAAAGGGAAAAGGUAGAACAUUGCAUGUGGAAUCACGUGCCAAGUGUCAGAAACAGGAACAGGACAAACAGAACCUAGAAGUGGGUUUAUCUGCCUGUAAUGAUGAGAACCAGUUGGUUAAAUGGGCCUAGAAAUGAGGACAGUUAAGGAGGCAGCUGGAGGAAAGGCAAUGAAUGGAGGAGUAACAAAUCCAUCCCUACAUAAUGAACUUUCUUAGAAAUUGAACUCAACAAUCCUAACAAGGCUUAAAUCAGGUAGUCCUUGCAGUGGGAUGUAGGAUUCAGUAGGAGAGCAAAGGGAAGUAUCUUAUUCAAUAUAGUAAUAAACAUCGAUAAGGUGAUUUACAAAAUUGAAAACCAUAUUCCAUAUGUUAUCCCCUCCUUAAAAUGUUAAUAUAUUUUAUUUUUUUACAUCACCAAUGUAUCCCUCCCCUUCCCCAUGACUGCUGUUUCAACACCUAUGUUUAACACUCUGCACUGUCAGUAUAACAUGCUGCCUCUCCAGUGCCAACCAGAAUACUUUGCAAAGUCUGUUGAAUGAAUGAAAAUGAAAACUAUUUAUGAAAUACCUGCUGUUUGCCAAGCACUAUGAUAAGUCAGAGGAUAUAAAUAAAAAAGUGAGAGAGUCUCUUUCUUCAAAGAACUUACUUGAUAAUAGGGGAAAUAGGUUGGUUGGUUAUUGUCCUUCAUUCUCAAAGAGGACCAAAAUGAUAUCACCACGUUGGAGUCAAGUUCUAGUGCAUCCAACUGUGGUUGAUCAGAUCAAUAGGAGGAAAUAACACACACAGGAGGGUGGUUACCAGGGAAGGGUAUUUUGGUCUGGGAAUAGCAAAAGGAUGGUGAGCAGUCAAAGGGAAGUCAACUGAUAAGCUCUUUCCAGAAGCAUCUUGAUUUGUUUACAGUUCCCAGAGUAAGGCAGGUUGGGUAAUGAAAAAGAAAUAGCAAAAUGCAACAACAAAUGAAUAAGAAGAGAAAAGAGUGAAGAAGUUUUAAGAUAUUAGCAAUAAAUAUGGGAAAAUUCACAGAUUCGCAUAAUAGCAGUCUGCUGAGUCUGAAAUUCCAAGUAAGUCCUAGAGGAUGAAUAUCACUGCAAUUCAUUCCAGGCCAGAAAAUUGUGGCUGAACCCAAAGAUGGUCUUUGUUUAUAACCAGGCUCUUAAAAAGUCAUUUUCCAUUAGCUAAGUAAGGAGAAAGGCUGAAGAUGACCUGAUGGUGCCCAUCCAUAAGAUAUCCUUAGCUCUAUGGUAUGAGAAAUUGGAAUCUUUGGGCUUGUAUCUCAGGUCCACCUGUGAUUGAUUCACUGUAUGACUUUGAACCUGUGUCUCUGUUUCUUUUUGGGGUAGCAAUACUAACCUAGCUCACAGGGUGGUUGUGAGGAAUAACUAUUGACAUACUUGGUAAGCAAAAAGCAUUGAUUCAUAUAUAGUAGAGCUUAGUAGCUGUGGUAUUGGUAACAUCCAAUAUGUUAAUAAUAAUUUUAUUUCUUAUAAGAUAAUUAAAAAUAAUUCUGUUAUAAUUUGUUGUCAUAAAAUAAAUAAUUUUUCUUUCUUAAUGUGAGAAGCAAGUAAGUUUUCCUUCUGCAGGGUAUUGUUUGUGGUUCUUAUCUUACAUUAAUAUGUUGAAUAUAUAUAAACAAAUAUGUACAUAUGUACACAUGCAUACACAAAUGGAGUUUAAAUUUGUGUUACAUACCACACUAAUACAAUAUAAUACAACAGACAAGUCCUCAUUUCUGGUCACUCUAAGAA